This is a messenger RNA of Pteropus alecto (black flying fox), 4000 nucleotides long. It is a transcript of the gene NOC3L, whose product is annotated as NOC3 like DNA replication regulator. Gene Ontology annotation, cellular component: nucleolus. The transcript has 22 exons. Gene Ontology annotation, biological process: DNA replication initiation. The record is from RefSeq and is a predicted model, not a curated record. NCBI's taxonomy places the organism in Eukaryota, Metazoa, Chordata, Mammalia, Chiroptera, Pteropodidae. Gene Ontology annotation, molecular function: chromatin binding. The coding region runs from base 136 to 2547 and encodes 803 amino acids.
AUGGGGCGGGACUAGCGGCAGCUUCCGUCUUGCGCAGUGUCGAGGUUGCGGCACGUGUGUCGCCCCCUUCGGAUUCCUGGGUUACCCUUUCCCCUCGUGAACUUGUCGCGCAGAGACUCCUUUCCCAUUUGAAGGAUGAAGGCGAGAAGAAACAAAAAACAGGUCCCAAGCUUUCGGAAGUUGAUAAAAACUAGUAAAGUCAAACUUGAAAACAAGCUAAAAAAUAAGCAAUUUAAACAACAAAGCACUAUCAAGAAGUACCGAAAAGAACAGAGGAAACUAAGGCAAGCUGUAAAAGAUGCUGUAUCUAAGAAACCCAUUUCACUGGAGGAUCCAAAGGAAAAACAACCAGGUAAAAGGAUUGAGAGGAAAGAAGAGGAAGAAGAAGAAGAAGCCCUUCCUUUAGAUAUGUUGGAUGAAGAUGACUUACAGUUAAUGAAGGAUUUAGGCCAAAGAGCAUCUUUUCUAACCAGAGAUCUUUCUUCUAGUGAGCCUGUCCAUGCCAAGAAACGAAAGCAUGAGCAUGUUAUAGAUAAAUAUGAAAAAAUACCAAGAACUCUGCAGUAUGCACCAGAGAAGGAAUUGAUUCACUUGCUUCCUAUCAAAGACAAAAGUGGCAUAAUCCCACAGACGAGGGAGAAGCCAGUUAUUGACUCUAAUCAAGAUGAAGAGGAUCAAGAAGAGCCGGAACUUGAGCAAGAGAUCGUUGAAGAUCCCAUUCGAGAGCUGACCAUAGAAGAACAUUUACUUGAGAGAAAGAAGAAACUUCAGGAGAAGAAAUUGCAUAUUUCAGCCUUGGCAUCUACCAUAUUAUCAGAUCCAGAAAGCAAUAUUAAAAAAUUGAAAGAAUUACGUUCCAUGCUGAUGGAACAGGAUCCUGAUGUGGCUGUUACUGUUCGAAAGCUGGUGACAGUUUCUCUGAUGGAGUUGUUUAAAGACAUUACUCCUUCAUAUAAAAUCCGGCCUCUAACAGAGGCAGAAAAGUCUACCAAGAUCCGUAAAGAAACCCAAAAGUUAAGAGAAUUUGAAGAAGGCCUGGUUAGCCAGUAUAAAUUUUAUUUGGAAAAUCUGGAGCAAAUGGUUAAAGACUGGAAGCAAAGGAAGCUGAAGAAAAGUAAUGUAGUUUCGUUAAAGGCAUAUAAAGGACUGGCAGAAGUGGCUGUGAAGAGCCUGUGUGAGCUGUUGGUGGCACUACCUCAUUUCAAUUUCCACAACAACAUCAUUGUAUUGAUUGUCCCUCUCAUGAAUGAUGUGUCAAAAUCGAUAUCUGAAAUGUGUUGUGAGGCGGUAAAGAAACUCUUUAAACAAGAUAAAUUAGGCCAAGCUUCUCUUGGUGUAAUUAAAGUGAUUUCUGGUUUUGUGAAGGGCAGAAAUUAUGACGUUAGGCCAGAGAUAUUGAAAACAUUCUUGUGCUUAAGAAUCAAAGAAGUAGAAGUGAAAAAAGAUACAGAAGACAUUAAUAAACCAAAAAAGUUCAUGACGUUCAAGGAAAAGAGAAAAAAUCUAUCAAGAAUGCAGAGAAAGUGGAAGAAAGCAGAAGAGAAGCUGGAGCGAGAGCUUCGAGAGGCAGAAGCUUCAGAGAGUUCUGAGAAAAAACUUAAACUGCACACGGAGACUUUGAAUAUUGUGUUUGUGACCUACUUCAGAAUAUUGAAGAAGGCCCAGAAGUCACCUCUCCUGCCAGUGGUUCUAGAAGGUCUUGCCAAGUUUGCUCACCUUAUAAAUGUGGAAUUUUUUGAUGAUUUAUUAGUGGUUCUACAUAGUCUCAUUGAGUCUGGUGACCUAAGCUAUCAAGAAAGUCUUCAUUGUGUCCAGACUGCUUUUCAUAUUCUUUCCGGUCAAGGUGAUGUUCUGAAUAUUGAUCCAAUGAAAUUCUAUACACAUCUUUACAAAACACUGUUCAAGUUACAUGCAGGUGCUACCAGUGAAGGGGUUGCGAUUGUACUCCAGUGCCUUGACAUCAUGCUAACUAAGCGCAGAAAGCAGGUUUCUCAGCAGCGAGCCCUUGCCUUCAUCAAGCGCCUCUGCACCCUUGCUCUUCACGUUCUUCCAAAUGCAAGCAUUGGCAUUCUGGCAACUAACAGAAUAUUAAUGCAUACUUUCCCCAAAACAGAUCUGUUGCUUGACAGUGAAUCUCAGGGAAGUGGGGUUUUCCUCCCUGAACUCGAUGAACCCGAGUACUGCAAUGCUCAGAACACCGCUCUUUGGGAACUGCAUGUGCUACGGAGACAUUUCCAUCCUACAGUGCAGAGGUUUGCAGCUCACCUCAUCGCGGGGGCCCCUUUGGAUGGCUCUGAUGCACUCAAGCCAGAGUUGAGCCGAAGAUCUGCUGCAGAACUUUUUGAGACUUAUAGCAUGGCAGCAAUGACAUUCAAUCCUCCUGUGGAAACUUCAAGCUCCAAAAUGAAGGAUAAAGUUUUACAGGGGGAUUCAUUUUUGAAUGAAGAUUUAAAUCAGCUAAUCAAAAGACAUUGCAAUACAGUUGCUACUCAGUGGCCUCUGGAUUUCACCAGCUGUUUGGAAACAUCAUUAAGGGAAACUUCCUAAGAAAAUGAACAGAGGAGUUACCCAUUGGUGGCAUAGGAUUCUACCCAAAUUCUGAAAAUGCUCUUUCAUUAGGAAAGGAGAGUCAAAGCCCUUUCCUCCCCUAGUAUUUGGGAAUUUUUUUCUUAAUGAUGUUGCCUUUUUAAAAUUUAAUAUACGUAUUAAACUGCAGUUUUAAAAAAGUCUUUAGACUGAGCUUAUUAAAAUGCAGUUGCUAGAUUAAAAUAAGGGCAUAGAGCACAGAAAAAUCAAGACCAUGAGAUUGCUUUUUAAAGUGCAGCUACUCUUUAUAACCAAAUAUUCUUUAUAACCAAAUAAGUCUUUUUUUUUUUAUUGUACCACCAUAGUUGGAAGAGAGAAAAAUUCUAAAUUCGAGUGAGCAUAUUUUUAUAAAGAUUUUUGAGAAAAGAAAAAAUAUCUUGAAAUUGGGUGCCAGGUUCCUUGGCUCUUGCUAGAUGGUACACUUCAAGAAGUAACCUAAUUUGGCCUUAAAAAGUGUUCUUUAUGGCUACUUUCAAAGAAAGUCUGAAUGUGAUUCUAAUUUCUUCAAAGUCCUUCACAUUUUCUGACAUGCUCUAGAGGGUGAUGGGGAAGAAUUGCUCCGGAAUGGAAAAAUCAAGCACCAGAUUUUACUGUUCUAAGGAUAAAGGGUACCCGGUGAAGGGCUUUUUUCUUCUUAUUUUUUUUAGACAGGGUAAAAUGCCUUAUUCUUAUGAAUAUUACAAAGCAGUAUUUUAUGUAACAGCUAUUGCCAUAUUCUUAGAAUGGCCUACAAAAUAAGUGUUUAACGACCAGGAUAUAAAAAUUCCUGUGAACAGUUGAAUAAAACACAGCUGCUUUUUUUUUCUGCUUCCUAUUCUUGUGAGGGAUUUUUAAAAAGGCACAGCAGUCUCAACUAAAUAAUUUGUUAUUGCUUUAGAGCUAUAGAAGCUAGUGAUUUUGGUCUAGAGCUUAAAGCUUUUUUUCCCUCAUGACGUAAAUGAAAGUAAAGUCCCUUUAUCAUUCCAGCAGAGUGGGGGCUAACACUGCAUGUUAAUCUCUUAGCAUAUUCUUUUGUGAUUUUUAAAAGUGUUUCUAAGAUCAGUUUUUUAAGCUUGAUUAUUUAAUGAUGAGAAAUGUAUGAUUCGAGAUGUAAAUAUUUGCUUUUAACCUAUCUUUUAGAUAUAAAACAAAAUCCAGGAAUGUUAUGAAUAGUUUGGAGAACCAAAGUGUCUUUCCCCAUUAGAGCCCAAGUGACCAAUACAUGUCACAGAUCAUUUAUUUUUCAAACAUAUACAUUUAUAUUCCAUUUUGGCAGCAGAAACUGUAGUUUAAGUGAAAAAUCAACUAUUUCACAUUUCAGUUAUGCUUUUAACCUUGUUACACAUACAGAAAAUUAUAGAUCAUAAAAUUAUACAUCUAUUAUUUGAAUAUUGUAUAUGAAUUUGAGAAUAAAAUAUAUUCAUGCACUAACUUA